This is a messenger RNA of Suillus plorans, 1290 nucleotides long. RefSeq lists its product as uncharacterized. Bases 92 to 1114 code for a protein of 340 amino acids. The record is from RefSeq and is a predicted model, not a curated record. The transcript is spliced from 5 exons. Lineage: Eukaryota; Fungi; Basidiomycota; Agaricomycetes; Boletales; Suillaceae.
UGUGGUAUAAUUGGUGCCACAUACGUCUCGACUUAAAGAGGUCGUCGCACAUAAGUCACCGUCUCCCACCACAUUUGUCUAUUCUGUCACAAUGUCGGCACCGAAGCUAUCCAGCCGAACUUCGAGUUAUAGGAAGCCCGUCCCAAAAUUCAUUCCCUCGCCCCCGGCUUCUCCCCAUGGUUCGCCGACGAGCUCCACGAGACGGUUUUCUUUUUCACACACUUCUAUCAAUCAGGAUGCUCCUCCUCUACCCCCCGACUGGCGUAACGCAAUUGACCGGGCGGUAUCUAGAGAGGGAAGAGCGACGUCUGGCCUGCCUGCUAUUAUCACAGUCGUGGGCCCAUCGAGCCACGACGCUCAUGGGACCGAUGCUGGACCCUCCACAGAAAGGCUGUCACCCUCAACGCCUGAUUGGGGGACAUCAGGAACUAUGAACUUUACUCCUCCUACACCUACUGAGAGCUACCACGACGAGGAACUCGUGUCUCGUCCAAAUUCGCCCACGCCUUGGGAACACCUAAUGCGAUCCACGGCACGGCAGCCGUCUUAUCAAGAGGAAUUUCGCCCCCCGACGCCCCCAAUCCCCAACCAACGCAAGAGGCCCAGAUCAGCUGGAUCUGGAUGUGACUCGCCAACGCCUACUAUCAUAUCACAACUAGCACCCCACUCCACACUUCCCUUGGCUUCUCGUGAACAAGACCAUGACGCGGCUCCGUUGAUCUCGAUUGAGAAGCCAGGACCUCCGCCUGUACCUCCCAAGCCAUCGCUGCCGACACCUCCUGCAAGUGUGCUGGCUCACUAUGAUGUCUCCUCUCCUUCUAAUCAUGCUGGGCAUGAUAAGUAUUCUCAACCUCCCACGUACUCUCCUGGUCACGAUAGGCGUCCCUCUACUCUCAACUCGACUCUUAAUUUCACUCUUAAUUCUGAGAAAUGGACCGAGGGUACUGCUACUCCCUCUGCUCAAGGCCUGAUCAAUAAAGAGAUUACUCGGGACGCCUCUGAGUUCCCUGCUGCCCUCCUUGAUCGAGAUGCCGCUGGUCGGGCAAGGCGCAGCUGGUGGCAGUCGGUCGCAAGUGGCUUCAAGCGUUUCAUAUCUGGUCUAUGUUGUUUGUAAUGUAGUGGAAACUUGGUCUUCUUUGUGCAUUUGCUAUGUUUAUUGGGACUCUGAUGGACAAUGAAACUAUUUUACUGUAACUUUACUGUACUUCGCAUUUGUGCAUUCUUACACUACCAUUUCUUUGUAAAGACUAUGCAGCACAUUUUUCACGACUGAUUUGCAACAGUUGUUUC